This is a messenger RNA of Magnolia sinica, 1009 nucleotides long. RefSeq lists its product as uncharacterized. Lineage: Eukaryota; Viridiplantae; Streptophyta; Magnoliopsida; Magnoliales; Magnoliaceae. The coding region runs from base 187 to 825 and encodes 212 amino acids. The record is from RefSeq and is a predicted model, not a curated record. The transcript is spliced from 2 exons.
ACCCAGUAAAUGGAAGGUCUGGAUCCACUGACCCACCAGCCACAUGCAAGGCAUUGGACAAAGAACACUUGCUGGUCCAAGGUGCAGGAUGACAACUGGCCCUUCUUUUCUUCUUUUUUCUUAUCAUACGCCAUCAUAGCCUUUUAAAACGACUCUUAGAAAGUUAGUGAGAGCCUUCCCUCUCCCAUGGCUGAGCAAUACAACUCCAAUCUCCUUGAAACCAUAGACAGGGUCUGGUUUCACCAAAAUGUUAUGACCAUCACCGAAACUCCACAGAUCCUACCAACGUUAUCGCCAUCCACCCCACUUUCACAAGAGAAAAACGGCAUAUCAGAACACCUGGCAACCCCACUAAAUUCUGACCAUCAACUCAAGAGGGAGUGGACACCAAAGCAAAGGUUGGAUUUCAUCCUUGAGCACAGCAUUCUAUCGCAGCCGACUACAAGUGAAGACCGCAAUUGCUCUGUGUCUACUACCACCAGGGAAAAACCAAGCAGAAGAAUAGAAAAGAUGAGGAGCUGCAAGAGCCACUCUGAGCUAGAACAUGAGGAGUUGAAGGGGUUCAUGGAUCUAGGUUUCAUUUUCAACGAGGAAGAACUGAGCCCAUAUAUGAGGACCGUGCUUCCUGGGCUACAGACGCUCAGGGAGAGGAAGAGAGUAGUGAGUAGGCCAUAUUUGUCGGAGGCAUGGCUUAUAAAUAGGCCAGAUUCUCCGCUGCUUAAUCUGAGGAUACCGCUCAUUUCUGCUGCCUCUGGAACUGAUAUGAAGAAGCACCUCCGUUUCUGGGCCAGAACGGUUGCUUCUGUCAUCCAUCAAGAGUCUUGAAACUAUGCGUCUCACCAUUUAUGUCAUCCACUUGCCAAUUUCAGUGGCCUUGAUUUUUACCACUAUUUUGGAUAUUAUAAGCAUUAGAUGUUGAAGCUUGUGAGGGAGUCAAGAAGCAGAAGCUAAGCUACACAGAUAUGUAGAAAAAGAGCAGAAAGAAAGCGAGAGGAAUGGUUACAGUUAA